AAUAAAGCGGGAAAACGAAAAGUGUUUUUAUCCAUCUUACACGUUAAGGAUGAGUGAGGACGAAGACUUGCCACUAGAUCUUGAUGACGAGUUGGAAAGGUUUGAAGAAGAUAACGUUGAAGAAGCAGCGGAAGUUCAGGCUGAAAACGAAGAAGGCGAAACUGCUGAAGAAGCCAACAAAACAACUGUAAAACCAAAGAGAGUUAUUCGAAAUCCUCAACCCAAGCUUAAUGCGGAAACUCUCAAGGGAAAACGUGGUUUAGCAACUUUGGAUUCAUAUUUUGAUCGAGUGAAAUUUAAGGGCCGUGGACAUGAAGAACAAGACUUGGGAGUAAUUUUAAAAACUUAUGAAUACUGGUGUCAUCGUUUGUUUCCAAAAUAUCCAUUUGAUGAGUGUAUAUCAAAAAUUGAAAGUUUAGGAACUAAGAAGCCUGUGUUGACUCACAUUAAAAAAAUUAGGUUUGAUAUGUUAUUUGAUGACAAACCAAUCCUUGAUAAAGAUGAUGAUUCAGAAACGGAUGAAAUUCCAGUUGAUCAAUUUAAUGAAAUUCUAAAUGAUCAGUUUGAUGAAUUAAUACAAAUGCCAAGUUUACAACCACCUGUAGAUGUAAGUGAGGAACAAUUGGAGAGAAUUCGAUUAAAUAAAGAAAGGGCUGAAAAAAUUAGAAGGGAAAAACUUAGACAAACUAUGGAAAUUGCUAGUUUCUCACAAGAGAGCCAUGAACCUCAUGAGCAUGUAACACUUGAAAGUGACCCAUCUGUACUUGCAGAAUUAGAAAGCCAAGUUGAAUCUCUUGAAUCCCAGGAGGAAUUAGGUGGUAACAUUGCAAAAUCUGUGGAAGUUUCUGAGGUCUCUCAAGAGUUAACAGCGCACACAGACCAUGACAUAAAUAUGCCUUUAAGUGGGGCACAAAUACUAUCAACUGAAAACUUUCCUGAUUAAAAAAGGUAUAGUGAAUCAGUUCAAUUUUCAAGUCUUCAAAAUUUUCAUAUCAUCAGUUUCCCACAUUAUAAUUUAUGGUCUGGUAGGGUAUCAGAUUAAAUUAUAAUAAAAAACCUUUAUUGGAACUUGGUUGUUACAACAAAUAUUUUUUAUAAAUAAAACAAAAAUAUACUUA
This is a messenger RNA of Zophobas morio, 1118 nucleotides long. RefSeq names its product TIMELESS-interacting protein. The transcript is spliced from 3 exons. Gene Ontology annotation, biological process: replication fork arrest; replication fork processing; DNA damage response. Gene Ontology annotation, molecular function: DNA binding. NCBI's taxonomy places the organism in Eukaryota, Metazoa, Arthropoda, Insecta, Coleoptera, Tenebrionidae. The coding region runs from base 50 to 943 and encodes 297 amino acids. Gene Ontology annotation, cellular component: replication fork protection complex; nucleus. The record is from RefSeq and is a predicted model, not a curated record.